This is a messenger RNA of Pelobates fuscus (common spadefoot toad), 960 nucleotides long. It is a transcript of the gene IGSF6, whose product is annotated as immunoglobulin superfamily member 6. Lineage: Eukaryota; Metazoa; Chordata; Amphibia; Anura; Pelobatidae. The record is from RefSeq and is a predicted model, not a curated record. The coding region runs from base 93 to 752 and encodes 219 amino acids. The transcript has 6 exons.
UAGGUGCAGCCCUUUGGAAGUCCUAUAGACAAUGAUCAGAGGUGGAUUAAACAGGGGACAAGAGAAGGUCAUUGGCGAGCAAAGGGAAUGAGAUGGUGUAUAUCUGUGAAUUAGAGAGGAAAUGUAAUGGAGGACUUAUACAAGGCUGCAACGUGUCGGUGGUUCAAGAUAAAAGUUGUGUAGCAGUUGUGUCACAGGGCAGUGUCCGUUUAUUCUGCCAAAUCACAACAACAGGCUGCGGAGAAGAUUUUAACACCUACUGGUUUCGCUAUUUGGUUUCUGGGCACCAAGAACUGAGUAAACUAGGACAGGACUCCAAGUUCAUUGCUACAAAGUCUGCCAAAACUGCCACGUUGGAGAUCAAAGACCUGCAACUGAACGACAGUGCGGUAUACGUAUGUGGAAUCGUCUUCACUAAUGCCGUAGCGACCGGUUCUGGAACUACACUGAUGGUAAAAGAGCACCGUGUUAGUACAGAUUGUAUUGUGCUGAUCUUUCUCUGUUGUGUGCUGCUUAUAUACAGCAUUGCUGUGUUUUUAUACACUUACAGGUCAAAAUUGAAACGGAGUAACUGGAUCACAAGCAAGGGCAGUAACAGGAAGGAAACCGAUAAAAACUUGAAGAGUCAAAGGAUUUUUCAAACAAUAGCACAGGAAUAUCACAAAAGAUAUCCUCGAAAAAGAGACCACCAAAAUGACGUAGAAGAAGAUGACACCAUAUAUCAAAAUACACAGGAGGUACGUCACACCUAGAACUUCAAGAUUACACUUCAGACUGCAGAACACAUUAAUCGAAAGAAACAUCUAUAUAUCUGUUUUGGAUUGACAUUCACUAGGACGUAGAUGGUAACUGAAGAAUGUUCAUUUAAAAUCAAGCACGAAGAAAAGAAACAUGUAGAAAAAAAUAUAUAUAUUUUUUUACUUUUUUCUUUUUGCCAACAUGCGUAGUAGACUUUGCAAG